This is a messenger RNA of Megalops cyprinoides (Indo-Pacific tarpon), 4364 nucleotides long. RefSeq names its product matrin 3-like 1.2 (gene matr3l1.2). NCBI's taxonomy places the organism in Eukaryota, Metazoa, Chordata, Actinopteri, Elopiformes, Megalopidae. The record is from RefSeq and is a predicted model, not a curated record. Gene Ontology annotation, cellular component: nucleus. Gene Ontology annotation, molecular function: zinc ion binding; RNA binding.
AGUUGUUUGAAUUUGAUUUAAGCCUCUUUACAAAUGCAUAAAUUUAUUAUAACUACCACCUUUUCUGUGGCCUUCUUAUGUUCAGCUCUCUUGAUAACCAUGUGGAUCAUAUGUUUGGUCUUAAUAGCCUGCAUAAUGAUUAUCUCUGCAGAAAAAAAACAUGAUACUACAGAAGAGGAGUUGUCCUUUUGCUAAGUUGACUUUUUCUUUCAUUCUUAGAAGUGACUCCUAUCCACAGGAGCCCUCUCCCUGGAGCAUCUCUUUUCCCAGCCCCUUUUUCUCAGAGACUUUUUAAAAAAUUUGCAGCUUUAGACUCUUCUUGUGCCGUUCACCACUGAGUCACUACACCCUCUUUGUGAGACAAUGUCCCAGAAGAUCCCCCCUGAAGGUGCACAGAAAGGCUUUGCUGUGGGACGGGGGCUCCUGGCUGCUGCUGAGACCCUAAAUUUCAGCAUGAAUGAGCAGCGCCCCGACAGCCUGUACAGCACCUCUUCCUGGCCUUCUUACAGCAUGGCUUCCUCUUUGAGCAGCGGGGACGGCAAGGACCGUGACUCGCAGCUGCCUCGUCGUGGCGUCGGCCAUGUUAACAACAGCAUGAAACUCUUUGCCAGCCUGGGACUGUCUCCCAGUGACAUAGACACACUGGCACAGAUCCCUGAAGAAAGUAUCAGUAUCGAGACCUUGCCGCAACUUAUCAUGCAGCUGAAGAACCGCAAGCUGGAGGCCAGCGGGCGUAUGGGGGGCAGCUCCCGAGAUCUGCCCCCCCUCUCCCCAGAGCACUCGUACAGAGCGCCUCGGGACGAUUGGGAAGAUGUGCGGGCCGGCCGCUUGGGCAGGUCCAGUGGGCAGAGCUCAGCCCGCGGUCAGCAGAUGGACUACGGUUACAGUUCCAUGCAGGAGGUCCCAUCUCGGGGUUACGAGCGCGUAGACUACAGUGAGAGCAGCAGUGGCGGGGUGAGCAGAGACCGGCAGUAUUCUGAUCUUUCCCGCGAUCGCUACGGCGGCCUUGGGAUGGGUUCCUCCUCAGCGUCGGACAGUGUCUUUAUGCAGAAAAGGAUGGGCUCCCCUUCCCAAGGCAAAGUGCGAGACUUCUUGGGAGUCAUGCCUCACAUGUUCCCACACGUGUGCUCUCUUUGUGAUUUCGAUGUGCAUUCCACUUCGGAGUGGACACAGCACACAAAUGGAUUACGUCAUGCAGAAAACCGCAGGCUCCUCCUACAAAUGUAUCCAGAUUGGGAUCCUCAGGUGGCCGCGAACAGAGCUUCUGGAUCACUCCUACUGGAUACAACUAACCGCUCUGAUGGAAUCCUGGGCCCUGCACCCUUGGGACUACCAAGAGGAGGGAUGAACCCAAUUCAGGGUGCUGGUAUGUCAAGCCAAAGGCAGCCAUUUUCAGUGACACCAAAGAUCAGAGGUAGAGUUGUCGUAGCAAAAUAUGAGCGGAAGCCCCUCACGCUUAACAGCUUACUAGUUCUGGCCCAGCCAUUUGGAACGGUCUGUCAACACCUGGUCCUCAACAAGAAGGCCUUUUUGGAAAUGCGAACUCAUGAAGAGGCAGUAGCCAUGGUGAAUUUCUACCAGAGGAAACCAGCAGUUUUGCAUGGGAAAGAAAUUACUUUAUAUUUGUCGCAAGAGCUAAGAACAAUUGAGAAAGGCAACAGAGAAAGUUCUAAAAGCAGACCGAGCCAGGUGGUCUUCUUCUCAAAUUUACCGAGAGAGAGAGAGAAGAAAUCAGAGCUGCUGACUUUAGCCCGGCGUUUUGGCACUGUGGAGAAAUACCUGUUUUUAAACGAAGAGGCUUUCAUACAGAUGGGAACCCCUGAGGAUGCUGAGAUGAUGGUGAAGUACUACACUCUGCAUCCACUAACCAUCAAAGGCAGGAGCAUCCGACUGAACAUCUGUACCAAGUACAAGACACUGAUAGUAAAUCCCUCCAGGCAUGGUCAAGGAAGAGAUGACUUUAGCAGAAAGAGCAGCAGUGUUGGCAGGAAAGGGUCUCCAAAAAGGCCAAGAUCUCAAUCCACCAGUGAGAGGAGCUCCAAAGGCAAGGAGGAGAGUGCUGGGAAAGAAGAGGAGCUGGAGGCUGAUGACAGCGCUGUACUCGAGGAGGGCUCUGGAGACGAGAUAACCGGCGUGAUGGAGGCUGAAGAGACAGAGGAAGGGAGCUAUGAGGGAGCCGCGAUCCACAAGAGGCAGGGCAGGCGGAGAGCAUCACUGAGGAUGUGGAAGAGAAAGCAGCUUCAGCCUCUCUGGCCCCUCAAUCCCAGGAAGAGGAAUCUGUUUCUGAGCCAGCUGAGACCAUGGGAGAGGCCUGUGAAGCUUCAUCUGCAGAGGGGCCUAAAGGAACUGAAGCUGAGGAGCCCCCUGCAAGCAGAGACCUCUCAAAGUGAAGGGGAAAAUCUUCCAGAAGAGAUGGAAUCCAAGGCAGCUGUGCCAUCAGCAGAGCAAACUGAAAGCUCUGAGGUCCCAAAUGAAGAGUCAGGGGAGGACGAGGAAGUGCCCAUGGAGCAGUAUUUCCCAGAGAACAUGGAUGACUUUGUAACUUUGGAUGAGGUGGCAGAGGAAGAAGAUGCUGAUGAAUUAGAGCCAGAGUCAAAAUCAAGGGACUCAUCUUCAGAAACCUCAAGGAGCAGUGGGGGUCGGAGGGUUGUCAAUGUUGUGGGAUUUAAACGGGGUCAUAAUUUCCUGGAAGAAAUCCUAAAUCUUGCCAAGCCUUUUGGAAAAGUGGUUCGACAUCUAGUACUUGAUGCAAGACCUGAGGCAUUUCUGGAGCUGUUUUCUGAAGAGGAGGCAAGAUCAAUGGUGGCUUUCUACAAUGCCAAUGUUACACCAGUAGUUUGUGGGAAGGCUGUGAAAAUACACCACUCACAAGCCUAUGCCACAAUACAGAACGGACGAGUCGUCUAUGUUGGACAAAUCCCAUUAGCCAAAACUUCAGAUGCCUCCAUCCUAAAGCUUGCUGAGCCUUUUGGGAAAGUGAGGCGCUAUUUUCUAAAUCGCCCCCGCUGUGAGUGUUUCAUUGAAAUGGAAAGAGGACAAGAUGCUGAGAGAAUGGCAACUGCAUACAAGGAGAACCCACCAAAGUUUCAAGGCAAACGGCUGACUGUGUAUGUGAGCCGAAAAUAUAAACAGCUGAAGAAUGGCCUCAGACCACCUCCUCCAGAUCCUGAGGAGGAGAGACCAUCCAAGAGGCAAAUCAGUGGUGCACAGGAAGACUCCCACAGCAGCUCUCCAGCCAAAAACAAGGUCAGGGAGGAGGAAGAGCCUCCGGCUAAGAAGGCUUGCUGGGAGAGGACCACUCCGGAGGAUUUAACCAGCACCGUCAAGGAGGAGAAGAAUAAAACAGAGGAACCCGUCAGCAGCAGCAGCAAGCUGCAUCAGCAAGAAGAGGAGGGGGCCUCUGAAAUGCCUCAGGAACAGGUGAAGGUAAAGAUAGAAAAUACAGAUCAGAAGAUCAGUCAGGCCUCUGACUGUGUGGACACCCAGAAGGACACUGAAGGGGAAUCUGGAGGUGAAGGAGCAGGAGCUACUCCCUCUAAUGGAGUGAGUGAGAAGAGCUGCGAAAGGGAAGAGACUCCCAGCAUCAAACCACAGGCUGACAAGAAGCCACCACCCACUCCUGUCCCUCUGGGGCCAUACCAACCCAACAACCCUGUGGGUGUGGAGUAUGUGAAGAUGGGAUACUAUUGCAGAGUCUGCUUCCUGUUCUAUUCCAAUGAAGAGACAGCAAAAAAGGUUCACUGCAGCAGCCUGUCGCACUACCAGAAACUGAAGAUACAUUUGGAUAAGGAGAAGGAGAAAGAGAAAGAAAAGGAUAAUGCCAAAGCUUAGUGAAUGAUUUUUUUUGGACCGGGGGGUGGACUAAACUCAGUCAUUAAACAUGUCAAAAAUCUUUGAUUCAAAUGUUAGUAUUUGUGUAAAAACUGCAGCCAUCUUUAUUUUACAGACAUAAUCAAUCACUCAGUGUAGGCUUCUUGAUGUUUCUGCAAUUCAGGCUCAGAUAUGACCACAGGUAAACAUAAGAAGGGUCUUGUACAAUGUUUUUUUUUUUAGUCAGGCAAAGCUGAGAAUGUAGAGUAUAAUUUUUGUAACUCAUAUCUCCCUUUUACUAGUUUUAUCAUUUUUAAGUGCUUAGUGAUGUAUUAGUAUAUUUGUCCCGGAUGCAGGUCUGUAUGUGUUUCUGAAAAUGCCAUUAAACACUGACUUGUGGAUGGUUAACUUUCAUACCAUACAAGAGUCUGACUUCUGUUUUGAAAAGGCUUUUUGCAGGCUUUUCUGUCCCUACUCCAUGAGAGCAAAGAUCAGACCAAUAAUUCACUUGGUGAUGUCUCUGCCCACUAGGCCCCAGACUGUAUUUGUCUACC